Molecule: messenger RNA, 969 nt
Organism: Papaver somniferum (opium poppy)
Lineage: Eukaryota; Viridiplantae; Streptophyta; Magnoliopsida; Ranunculales; Papaveraceae
Exons: 2
Coding region: 1-969 (322 amino acids)
Source: RefSeq, a predicted model, not a curated record
AUGAUUCUGCUUUUGUAUGUGGAUGAUAUUAUACUUACUGGGAAUUCUGAUGUUCUUCUGGAAAAGUUAGUUCAAGCUUUAAGUAAAGAGUUUGCAAUGAAGCAGUCAGGAAAUUUGAGCUAUUUCUUGGGUAUUGAAGCUCAAAUAAAUGAAGAUUCUUUAACUUUAACACAAAAGAAAUAUACUCUGGAACUUAUUACAAAAGCUAAUAUGCUUGAGUGUAAACCUUGUGACACUCCUGUUGUUAAAGAAUCUAGAGCAUCUAUACAUGAUGGUGUUUUGUUAGAGAAUCCAGCAGAAUACAAAACAUUAGUUGGCAUCAAAAGAAUUUUAAGGUAUCUAAAGGGCACUAUUGGCCUUGGUAUUACUCUCAGAAAAGGUGAUAUUUCUUCUGUGAAGGCUUAUACUGAUUCUGAUUGGGCUGGGUGUCCAGAUACAAGGAGGUCAACAUCUGGUUAUGCAGUUUUUAUGGGUAGUUCUUUGAUUUGUUGGUCUAGCAAGAAGCAACCAACUGUUUCCAUGUCUUCUUCUGAGGCAGAGUAUAAAUGUCUAUCUGUGACUGCUUCUGAGUUAGAAUGGUUGUCAAAUGUUUUUAAGGAAUUGCAUAUUUCAGUUAAUCUGCCAAUGCAUGUGUUUUGUGACAAUACAUCUGCAAUUUGUUUAGCUUUUAAUCUUGUGUUUCAUGCCAGGGCAAAAAAAAUAGAAGUUCAGUAUCAUUUGGUCAGAGAUCUGGUACUCAAAGGAUUUAUCAAGGUUCAUCAUGUUUCUUCAGAAAACCAUAUUGCUGAUUUGUUCACUAAAGGCCUGUGUUCACCUAUUUUUAUUUCAUUGCUUCAUCAUCUUUUGGGAGAUACUUCCAAUGAUGCUGUAGAAGAUCUUGAGUGUCAACAUUAUUCAUGUCUUGCCUGUGAAGAAGAACUCUCUGCUGACAAUAACUCUGCUUUAUUCUCUGGUUUAGCUUUUCAGUAA